This is a messenger RNA of Kockovaella imperatae, 1584 nucleotides long. RefSeq lists its product as hypothetical. The coding region runs from base 268 to 1473 and encodes 401 amino acids. NCBI's taxonomy places the organism in Eukaryota, Fungi, Basidiomycota, Tremellomycetes, Tremellales, Cuniculitremaceae. The transcript has a single exon. The record is from RefSeq and is a predicted model, not a curated record.
CGGUCCUCGACAUUUGAGUAUCAGCGGGACUGAUGGAUCUCUCCAAAUGCCAAUCGCUAACUCUGUCUGGCUGCCGAGCUAAUAAUACCGGACUUUCCUGUGGAAUGUCCUGAGACGUAGGCUGAUAUACGAAAUUAUGCGCACAGGCCCAUUCUGUUGUCUGUCGCCUAUCCAAUCUGGCCAUGGAUAUAUAAAGUAGAGGUGCGGCCUGACAGGAGAGGCUGACUCCCUCGACAAAACACCACAAAAGCACUACAGUCCUUUACCAUGCUCGCUCAAGUCCUCGUUGCGCUUGCCACCAGUGCGCUCACCUUGGCGGCACCCACCAAGACUGAGAACCGACGGAGUGCCGCUUCUCCCAGUAUCGCCUCUGUCGAGACUGUGGCGAUCACCCUCAACCCACAUCUCCAGCGAGACUCGUGUAUCAGCGCAUCUGAACUCAUCAAUGAUCGAGUCCUCUGGCUCUGCCGAGAUACCUUGAUUCUAGAGGACGAGACAUUGAACGACUACCAAGAUUUGCCCGUGUCGUCUACCGUCGGUUGGUCCGACAUGUCCAACGGUAGCCCCUUGUUGGUUCCCAUCCCCGCGGAUCAAGGUGAUAAACCUAUCACUCAGCCGUUCUCGAAACAACUUACCUUGUACGGACAAAACGAGUCAUCUCCAUUCCUCUAUUAUGCUGCGGAUCAAUGCCCUUCAUCUGGUCAGUGUGACGGACCGGGAGCAGUCAGGAAUGUCGAGUGGCCGGAUGCCCCUUUAUACAUCACCAACACCGCUUCUGACGGUACUGUCACCGGUUACAUGUACUCUACUCGUGGUGUCACUGGGGACAAUCAACCCGCCACAACCCUGUACGAGGUCACUUACACCCCCGGAGAUGAUCCUCUCGCUUUGCCAACGGCGACCAUGAUCGCCGAAGAGUUCUUCCCUCGGUUCGCAUGGAAUUACGGAGCCAUGGGAGGUAUCAUUGAUGAUGGAUACCUGUACCUGUGGGGAGUGACCUAUGAUUUUGGCGUCUUCAACAACAAUCAAACGGUCGGUCUUGCUCGAGUCCCCGUUGGCUCAAUCACCAACAUCAACGACUAUCAAUACUAUUACCCUUCAACUUCCACCUGGUCUUCCGUUCAACCUAACAUCUAUGAUGCAUCUGCCAAUGUCAACAUUGAUGGCAUCUUUGGUCAGGGCACUUUCUUCUACUCUUCAUACUAUGGAAGAUACGUCUACGUCGGUCAACUCGGAACCAUCGACGGGGAAAUGUUGAUCGCAGCUGCCACUGCUAGCUCACCUGAAGGACCGUGGAGUGCUCAAUCGAAUCAAUAUCAAAUCGAUCCAGACUACUCCUACAGUCUUGCGGCGCACCCUGAGAUGAGCGGUAAUCUCCCUUCGAAUCAGAUCUACCUCACCUACACUCAAAAUGUCAAAUAUGACAACGAUAACCAAUACGUCACCCCAUUGCUCAUCAUGACAUUGGCGUAGGACGACAAGCAACGGUCCGGUGACAAUUAUUCUGUAGGGGAGAAUCCUGGGUAUUUGAAGGAGGCUUCGUGUACGUCAGAAGUCAAGAGUCACAAAGCAGCUACAAAAUGC